CGUCAACCCCGCAACCCAAGCAAGCAAGGAGCGAUGGCACACCUUUCUGAUCUACCCGUGUCAAUUCUGAUCGAGAUAUUCGAGUACACCAUCGAGGACUGUGAUUAUCUACCCCUUCUUUUGAUAUCCCGACACCUGCGUGGCAUUGCCGAGGACGUCAUUUACCGCGACAUCACCGAGAACCUGCUGCACGUCCCAGACCCACGUCGCCGGCUCUGCCUCCUCUUCCGAACCCUCCUUCACCGUCCCGACCUGGCGUCUCGCGUCCGCAACCUGACCAUCAAAUGCGCCCGCGACAUCCUGAGCCUACCGGUCCGACCAAGCGCCGCGCAGCAUGAGUUUAUCCAGGAACUGCAGCGGCACCCUGGUGCGACAGCGUGGAUAAGAGCAUGUGAGAACAAUCUCAUCGAGCCAUACAUUAUGCUUCUCAUAAUGUUGACGCCGAACCUCUUACAUCUCGAAAUCGAGGCAGAAUGUACGUCCAGGAUGAUUCCGGAGAUGUUUGAUCCCAAGGCUCUCGCCUUGCUUUCCGAUGACCGGCGAUUUACCUCGCUACGGUCGCUCACGUAUGGCUCUGGGAGGGAUCGCUGGGCGGCUGAUAUGACCCCCUUUGCUUCGGCUGUUCCAUUCCUUUACCUUCCCAACCUGGAAGAACUCCAUCUGACUGGGCUGUUUGGGAGGUUUCAUGGAUGGCUGGAGGGCGGACCACCGACGACGAGAAUAAAGCACCUCUCCCUACGCGGGUUUGCACUCGAUAUGGGGCGGAUCGAUGAGGUCCUUGCUGCGUGCCCGCGCCUGGUAUCAUUUAGACUAGGCGCAAGGUACAAGCCCAGCGGGAUUUUCCAGGCCUACGGCAACUUGGGUCGCGCCUUUCUUCAAGUCCGCGAGACAAUUGAGGUGAUAGACAUUAGCUAUGGCGAGGGGAUCGGGUUCGACAAGAUCAGCCCGCCGACCCCGCAUCCCCACGCAGAAGAGCGAAUGUGCGUGUUUCACGACUUCCCUUCCCUCUAUGAUCUCCGCAUUCCAAUGGUCGCGUACCUCGGAGCGGUUCUGCAAGAGGCUCCAGAUCUGGAGGCCUUCCUGCCAAAAGGGCUAGAGACGCUGCGUUUCUACGAUGACAUAUGGGCUGUGAAUGCGGAGGAGAGCGCUGAGCUGUACUGGUCGACUUUAUUUCACCGGCUGCACAAAGUCUUGAGCAACAACUCUCUACCAAAUCUGUCCGAGAUCAAUUUCUUCAUCCACGAAUCGGCGGGUUGGUUCGACUUUGAAGAGGCGAUUGACGGAAUCAAGGCAGCUGCUGACCGAGCCGGAGUCGCCAUCAGAUACUGGGGGGUUGCUGAUGACCAGUAG
This is a messenger RNA of Aspergillus calidoustus, 1350 nucleotides long. The record is from the annotation of a GenBank genome assembly. Lineage: Eukaryota; Fungi; Ascomycota; Eurotiomycetes; Eurotiales; Aspergillaceae.